Messenger RNA from Drechmeria coniospora, 666 nucleotides. RefSeq names its product DNL zinc finger protein. The transcript has a single exon. The coding region runs from base 1 to 666 and encodes 221 amino acids. Gene Ontology annotation, cellular component: mitochondrion. Lineage: Eukaryota; Fungi; Ascomycota; Sordariomycetes; Hypocreales; Ophiocordycipitaceae. Gene Ontology annotation, biological process: protein import into mitochondrial matrix; protein folding; protein stabilization. Gene Ontology annotation, molecular function: protein-folding chaperone binding; zinc ion binding. The record is from RefSeq and is a predicted model, not a curated record.
AUGGCAUCGAGAGCAGCCUCCCGUGUCCCCGGUUCCAUCGCCAGCCUCGCACUCGUCCGCUCCGCCGGGCCUCAGACCCUCCGCCAUCCUCUCCCCGCCACGGCCGCUGCCGCCUCCCUACGCCUCUCGUACGCGGCAUUCUACACCGCCUUCUCCCCAGUCUCCUCGCCGCGACCCUUCUCCGCAACAUCUCAUGCCGCCGCCCACGCCAUCCCCCGGCCUCCCCGUCCAGCAACCGUCCGUCCCCGGUCCCAGGCCGCGGCCGAGAUCAGUCCCGGCAACGAGGACCCCCUCGUCGGUGAAUCCGAGAGCAGAGCCGACGGCGGCAACGAGAGUCCGCGCCCGCCGCGCCCUCGGAACGCCCCCUAUUAUCAAAUCACCUUCACCUGCGUCCCCUGCGGUCACCGCUCCCACCACAACGUCUCCAAGCAGGCCUACCACAAGGGCUCGACCCUCAUCACCUGCCCCGGCUGCCGCAACAGGCAUGUCAUCAGCGACCACCUCAACAUAUUCGGCGACCGCAAAAUCACCGUCGAGGACCUCAUGAGGGAAAAGGGCAACCUGGUCAAGAGAGGCAGCUUGGGCGAGGACGGGGAUAUCGAGUUUUGGCCCGAUGAUGCCGCCGAGUCGUCUGCGAGUGCCAAGUCGGGUUCGGAUACGCCUUGA